Mercenaria mercenaria is the source of this 648-nucleotide messenger RNA. RefSeq lists its product as uncharacterized. Bases 1 to 648 code for a protein of 215 amino acids. The record is from RefSeq and is a predicted model, not a curated record. NCBI's taxonomy places the organism in Eukaryota, Metazoa, Mollusca, Bivalvia, Venerida, Veneridae. The transcript has a single exon.
AUGCUCUCUGGUUGCUGGAAAAUCACGACUAGCGCCAAUAAAACAGACAUCUAUUCCAGACUUGAACUUUCAGGAGCAGUUGUCGCUUCCCGGCUUUAUACGCUAGUAGCAGACGAACUAGAAAUAAACAUUGACAGUGUGACAUUCUGGACAGAUUCUAUGAUUGUCCUUGGAUAUAUUAAAAACGAAACCCGGAGAUUCAAAACCUUUGUUGGAAAUAGGGUAAGUGAAAUUCAUGAUGUGACGUCACGAGACCAAUGGAGACACGUAGAUACGGCUUCCAAUCCAGCAGACGUCGCUUCUAGAGGAAUGCAUGCCAGUGAUUUUAAGACAAUGAAAUUUUGGAUGCAUGGACCUGAAUUCCUUCUAAAAGAUGAAAGCCAUUGGCCAAGCCACCUAACUAAACCUGAAUUAGACGACGACGACACUGAGCUGAAAAAAGAGGUUGUCGUCAACACAACUAGUGCAGUUGAAACCAUUCAAAGUAUAAUAGAUAGAUACUCCAGUUGGACGAAGCUGAGAAGGGCCGUUGCUUGGUUACUAAGAUAUAAGGCAUACUGCAGACGUAAACACUUAAACCACACCUUGGGACUGAGUGAAGGUGAUUUAAGCACCAAUGAACUCAACAUGGCGAACAUACCAUAUUAG